Molecule: messenger RNA, 2662 nt
Organism: Castor canadensis (American beaver)
Lineage: Eukaryota; Metazoa; Chordata; Mammalia; Rodentia; Castoridae
Gene: Cercam
Product: cerebral endothelial cell adhesion molecule
Source: RefSeq, a predicted model, not a curated record
UGCUGCCUCAUUGCCAGGACUGAAUCAGUGCUGGUGCCAGCGCCAGAGGCGAGGGCUGUGACGCGCGGAGACACUAGGCGCGGACCGCCGCGGGAUGGUGCGUCCAGCCCAGAGAGACUGUUCCGGAGUGGUGUCUGGAGCGGCCCUCCAGGGUCGGGACAGAGGAAAGGACACGUGAGCAUUCAGGCAUCCUAGUUGGGUGAGGGGGCCCACUCUGCAGAGGCACGCCCCCUCCUCUCGGGCCCGUCACCGCCCCGCCCGGCUCCAGGCCCUGCCCAGCCCCGGCAGCCCCGCCCCUCCCCGCCGCCGCCGGGAACCCGGGGGGCCGCCACCGCUGAGCGCCUGCCAUGCGCGCCAUCCCCGCCGCCCCGCUGCUCCAGCUGCUGCUCCUGCUGGGGCCGGGGCUCCAGGCUGUGGACCUCGCGGAGACGCCGCUGCCCGCCGUGGUCCUUGCAAUCCUGGCCCGCAAUGCCGAGCACUCUUUGCCUCACUACCUGGGCGCGCUGGAGCGGCUGGACUACCCCCGGGCUAGGCUGGCCCUCUGGUGUGCCACAGACCACAAUGUGGACAACACCACGGAGAUGCUGCAGGAGUGGCUGGCAGCUGUAGGCGAUGACUAUGCAGCUGUGGUCUGGAGGCCCGAGGGGGAAGCCAGGUCCUACCCAGAUGAAGAGGGUCCCAAGCACUGGACCAAAGAAAGGCACCAGUUUAUAAUGGAGUUGAAGCAGGAAGCCCUGACCUUUGCCAGGGACUGGGGGGCUGACUAUAUCCUGUUUGCAGACACAGACAACAUUCUGACCAACAACCAGACGCUGCGGCUUCUGAUUGAGCAGGGGCUGCCCGUGGUGGCUCCAAUGCUGGAUUCCCAGACCUACUACUCCAACUUCUGGUGUGGGAUCACCCCCCAGGGCUACUACCGCCGCACAGCCGAGUACUUCCCCACCAAGAACCGCCAGCGCCGGGGCUGCUUCCGUGUCCCCAUGGUCCAUUCCACCUUCUUGGUGUCCCUAUGGGCUGAGGGGACAGCCCAGCUUGCCUUCUACCCACCUCAUCCCAACUACACCUGGCCCUUUGAUGACAUCAUUGUCUUCGCCUAUGCCUGUGAGGCUGCUGGGGUCUCAGUCUAUGUGUGCAAUGAACACCGUUAUGGGUAUAUGAACGUGGCAGUAAAGUCCCACCAGGGGCUGGAGGAUGAGAAGGUCAAUUUCAUUCACCUGAUCUUGGAAGCACUAGUGGACGGGCCCCCCAUGCAGGCCUCAGAUCAUGUAUCUCGGCCCCCAAAGAGGCCCAGCAAGAUGGGGUUUGAUGAGGUCUUUGUCAUCAGCCUGGCCCGCAGGCCCCACCGUCGAGCUCGCAUGCUGAGCUCGCUCUGGGAGAUGGAGAUCUCUGGGCGGGUGGUAGACGCUGUGGACGGCCGGCUGCUGAACAGCAGUGUUCUCAGGAACCUCGGUGUAGACCUGCUUCCUGGUUACCAGGACCCCUACUCAGGCCGCACACUGACCAAGGGCGAGGUGGGCUGUUUCCUCAGCCACUACUCCAUCUGGAAAGAGGUUGUCGCCAAGGGCCUGUCCCAGGUCUUGGUGUUUGAGGACGAUGUGCGCUUUGAAAGCAACUUCCGGGGGCGUCUGGAGAGAAUGAUGAAGGAUGUGGUAGCACAAAACCUUCCGUGGGACCUGAUCUACCUUGGCCGGAAGCAGGUGAACCCUGAGGAAGAGGUGACCGUGGAGGGGCUACCAGGCCUUGUGGUGGCUGGAUACUCCUACUGGACGCUGGCAUAUGCCUUGAGCCUGGCAGGUGCCCAAAAGCUACUGGCCUCCCAGCCUCUUCAUCGCAUGCUGCCUGUGGACGAGUUCCUGCCUAUCAUGUUUGACCAGCACCCCAACGAGCAGUACAAGGCUCACUUCUGGCCAAGGGACCUUCAGGCCUUUUCUGUCCGGCCCUUGCUUGCUGCUCCCACCCACUAUGCAGGGGAUGCUGAGUGGCUUAGUGACACAGAGACAUCGUCCUCCUGGGACGAUGACAGUGGCCGCCUCAUCAGCUGGACUGGCUCUCAAAAGACCCUGCGUGGCCCCAGCCUGGAUCUGGCUGGCAGCAGUGGGCACGGCCUCCAUCCCCACCACCGGGAUGAGCUGUAGGUCCAAGUGGGAGAGCCAAGAGCAGAGCUGGAGACUGCUAGCAGGAACCACUAGAAGCCACGGAGCUAGCAGACACCUGUUUGCCACUCUGUCCUCUGGAAUCGUCCCACUUUGGGAAAACCAUUUGAGAUGGAGCCCAUGAAAGGUCACAUGGAAAAAGCAGGACUCAAAGGCUUCUGACACUUUGAGCCUUAUUAAGAGCCCAGGUAGGGGCUGGGGGACAAGCUCGAGUGGUGGAGCACCCAAGGCCGUAAGUUCAAACCCUAACACUGCCAAAAAAAAAAAAAAGCCUGAGUGGAGUGAAGGGGUGACUCUCACCCUCCAGUUUCAAGCUGGACAGAUCCCUGGAGCCUGCCCACCCUCUUUGAGGACUCAGCACUGGGUCCCUCUGCCCCCGUCUACCUCCACCUCAGGCCUCUCCUUGGCUGGACAUCUGUCCCUCCCUCUUCUCUGGGCAGUGGGAAGUCCAGGGGCAUGGAAGUGCCCCCUGCAGACCUGGUGCCCAGCACACAGUAGGCCUUCAAUAA